This is a messenger RNA of Trichophyton benhamiae CBS 112371, 1092 nucleotides long. RefSeq lists its product as uncharacterized. The record is from RefSeq and is a predicted model, not a curated record. The transcript has 3 exons. Gene Ontology annotation, molecular function: catalytic activity. Lineage: Eukaryota; Fungi; Ascomycota; Eurotiomycetes; Onygenales; Arthrodermataceae. The coding region runs from base 1 to 1092 and encodes 363 amino acids.
AUGGCUACCCCUCACAUCGACUUCAUGUUAUGCAAAACGUUAUGGACUGAAUAUAUAUACUGCUUUCUCUUCGCGACUGAGUCAAGACACUCCAACAGCCAUCGAUCAGCUACUUCAUCAUUAUCCAACCAAAGUCGACAAGUCUAUAUAUAUAGAUCACCACCCAAAACAACCAAGAUGCCUCGAUUUAUCAGCCCCUUUGACGAAAGUCACCUUUUCUACCGCGACUACAAGCCAGCAGACUUCCCUGCCCCCUUCAGACCCGACGAGGCAUCCCUCGACAAUGAAGGGCGAAGGCCUGUCCUUGUCUUCCUCCACGGCUGGCCAAUGUCCUCCAUCAUGUUCGAAAAGUUGACUCUCCCGCUCUGCGAAACCUAUCGAUUCCGCUGCAUCGCACCCGACAGACGAGGAUUCGGCAAUAGCGAUUGGAUGGGUUCCAAGCCCGUCAACAAACCAAUCGACUAUGACGUGUUCGCCGCAGACCUGGCUUAUCUGCUGGAGAAGCUUAAGAUCGGCCCGUUUGUUUUCAUCGGUGCUAGCAUGGGACCUGGCGAAGCGGUACACACGUAUAUGUACAGUGAUUAUGUGCGAGAGAACUGCAGGGGAAUCAUUGGCAUUGGAGCCGCACUGCCAUUCCCGCUUCAAACCCCGGAGAAUCCAACAGCCACUUCUCGAGAGGCAUGGGACGAUAUCCUGCAUAACCUCCGCUGCAAUCGUCCGGCAUAUACCAAGGCGGCUUUACCCGCUAUCCUAGGCCGAGAUGCUGGCUGUGAGGUCAGCGAUGAGCUGAUACAGCGGUAUACCGAGCUGGUUCUCAGAGCGGAUGCGCAGGCAGUGGAGCGAUGCGUCCAGCUCAUUUCUUCAACGGAUUUCACCGAGAAGCUGAAGAAGUUGGAGAGCGAGACUGAUCUCCGCAUUACUUGUCUGCAUGGUGACAAGGACGCUCCUGAGUCGCAGGUUGUCAUGUUGAAGAAGAUAUAUCCCAGGACGGUGGUGAAGAUGUAUGAGAAUGCUGCUCAUGGACUGACGGAUACGCAUCACGAGCGCGUCAUUGCUGAUAUCCUGGAAUUCCUCAACGAUGUCAGGCUGUAG